Molecule: messenger RNA, 1836 nt
Organism: Anarrhichthys ocellatus (wolf-eel)
Lineage: Eukaryota; Metazoa; Chordata; Actinopteri; Perciformes; Anarhichadidae
Gene: kin
Product: Kin17 DNA and RNA binding protein
Exons: 11
Coding region: 125-1354 (409 amino acids)
Biological process (GO): DNA replication; DNA damage response
Cellular component (GO): nucleus
Molecular function (GO): double-stranded DNA binding
Source: RefSeq, a predicted model, not a curated record
CUGUUAACGUUAGCAGCUAGUGGUUGUUCAUGGUGUAGCCGGGAUUCGAGGAGACUUUUCCCUCACUUUAAGCGUCAUAAAUAAACACGUAGCGGGUGUUUUGUGUUUGUUGUUGCUCGUCAGAAUGGGGAAAGCUGAUUUUCUCUCCCCGAAGGCGAUAGCCAACCGGAUAAAAUCAAAAGGGCUCCAGAAGCUGAGAUGGUAUUGUCAGAUGUGUCAAAAACAAUGCCGAGAUGAGAAUGGCUUCAAAUGUCACUGCAUGGCCGAGUCCCACCAGAGGCAGCUGCUGCUGGCCUCAGAGGACCCAAACAAGUUCAUGGACUACUUCUCUGAUGAGUUCAAAAACGACUUCAUUGAGCUGCUCAGCAGACGUUUCGGGACCAAGCGAGUGCACAACAACAUCAUUUACAAUGAAUACAUCAGCCACAGAGAGCACGUGCACAUGAACUCCACACAGUGGGAGACGCUCACCGACUUCACCAAGUGGCUGGGCAGAGAAGGUUUCUGCAAGGUGGACGAGACCCCUAAAGGCUGGUACGUCCAGUACAUCGACCGCGACCCGGAGACCAUCCGCCGCCAAGAGGAGCAGGCGAGGAAGAAGAAGCAGGACCUGGACGACGAGGAGAGGAGCGCCAAGUUCAUCGAGGAGCAGGUCCGCAGAGGCCGCGACGGCAAAGAGAUAGAGGAAAAUCCAGUUUUCACAGAGCUGAAACGUGAGAGUGAAGAAGAAAAAGUUGCUUUCAACAUGGGCGCCUCUUCAUCUGUCGCCGGGCCUUCCAAAUCGAGCUCUGCUCUGGGUGCUAGUGCCCUCAAAGCAGCAGCGUCCUCCACCAAGAGGAAAGACACCAGUUCAGACACCCGGAGCGAGAAGAAGAAGAAAUCUGCUCUGGAGGAGAUCAUGGAGAUGGAGGAGAAGAAGAGGAAGAAGCAGUCGGUCAGAACAGAUUACUGGCUGCAGCCCAACAUUGUGGUGAAAGUCGUCACCAAGCGACUGGGAGAGAAGUACCACAAGAAGAAGGCCGUCAUCAUGGAGGUGCGAGACAAAUAUGGAGCCGUGGUGAAGAUGAUCGACUCUGGAGACAAACUGAAACUGGACCAGAAUCACGUGGAGACGGUGAUACCUGCACCAGGUAAACUUGUUUUGAUCCUGAACGGUCCGCACAGAGACACUGAGGCUCUGCUGGAGGGAAUAGACGAGAAGAACUUCAGCGCAACACUCGCGCUCGAGUCUGUAAGUGUGUCCAGAGGCUCCUCCCACAUCUGUACCUGUCACGUGUUAGUCUUUGGUUUAUUAUCUACUGUACGUCUUUUUCUUUUGCCGACGUCUGCCAAAACGGCGUCACCCAAAUUAUAAAAAAGCAUAUUCUCAUUUUCCACUCGGGUUAUCUCACCAUGCAGAUAGUUUGGGUUUUGCUAUAAAAGUCUCUGAAACUUUCUUUGUGUAAUAUUAACACCAUAAAUAAAACCUGGCCAGAUUUAUUCAUAUGCAUCUACUGGUAAGGUAGAAAAUCAGCUUUUACUGAACAUAAAAUGAGCAAACAACCCUUUAAUCACUAGUCAGUUAGUGGUGAACUUAUUACUCUGUAUUCACACCACGUUAGACAGAAGAGUGUUCAGCUUUCCUCCCGCGUGAGAAUAAACUUCAAAAAGUCCCGAAAAUACAACUUGGACUAAAAUAUUUGAUAACACAAAUGCUGAUUAACAGCGGGCGGAAGUGACGGUUCUGGAGAUCGUUUAAACAUCUUCUGACUACAUUCAUGGUGAAGAAACUAUACAAUGUGAGACUUGACUUGUAAGAACUUGCAUUAGAGUUAUUUUUCGUCAUUAAAGUCUCAC